Ochotona princeps (American pika) is the source of this 330-nucleotide messenger RNA. RefSeq names its product small ribosomal subunit protein eS12-like. The transcript has a single exon. The record is from RefSeq and is a predicted model, not a curated record. The coding region runs from base 1 to 330 and encodes 109 amino acids. Gene Ontology annotation, molecular function: structural constituent of ribosome. Gene Ontology annotation, biological process: translation. Gene Ontology annotation, cellular component: ribosome; cytosolic small ribosomal subunit. Lineage: Eukaryota; Metazoa; Chordata; Mammalia; Lagomorpha; Ochotonidae.
AUGGCCAAGGAACGCAUCACUUCCGGAGGUGUAAUGGACGUGAACACUGCUUUACAAGAGGUGCUCAAGACCACCCUCAUCCACGACGGCCUGGCGCGUGUCAUCUGUGAAGCAGCUAAAGCCUUAGACAAUCGCCGAGCCCACCUCUGUGUGCUGCCAUCCAACUGUGAUGAGCCCAUGUAUGUCAAGUUGGUGGAGGUCCUGUGUGCCGAACACCAGAUCAACCUCAUUAUGGUUGAUGACAACAAGAAACUUGGGGAACAGGUAGGCCUCUGUAAAACUGACCAAGAGGGGAAAUCCCAAAAAGUAGGUUUAAAUAUAUUUAAAUAA